UAAACAAGAGAGACUGCAGAAGCUGGCCUCAGCAUUCUUUCAUUUAUUUACCCUUUAGAAUUCGAUUGGUCUCAUCGUUUCUGAGAGAUGCAUGGGAACAGUGGGCCACUUGUUGAUUUGGAGUUGAGUCGAAGCCCACAAGACCCGAGAAGAAAGCUUCAAACCGAAUCAAAUCAACGACAUAGAGUUGACAAAUGUUGAGUGUCAGUUUCGACUUUGAAUUUGUUUAUUACCAAGAUUCCUGCUCGGGAUCCGGAUAUUCGAACGUGUUGGUUCUCGAAGGCUGAAUUCGUCCCUUGUUCAUUUUUUUAUAUGCUGAAUUUUUUCUUUAGAGAAUGAACAAAUCAAGCUGACCGGUUGCUAACUUUGACCACCCGCAAAAUGUGGAUGGGUUCUAUACUUUUCUCUAUUUCUUGCGAAUCUGUAUGUGCGAACCCACAAAAGGUAAUCUUGGUCAGGGAAAGUUCCCUGAGUUGGCUUGAAAGUUUCCAGUUUUCACUCUCGCAUAAGCCAAAACACAGAAACACGUCAUGGCAUAUACAUAUACGACACUGACAAACGAAAAGUCAGCAACUUGAUGCGCAGGGGCAAGAACCCAAAAGUCAAUAGAAGAGAACCCUUUUUCCCUUCACACAAAUCGAAAUCGUCUCUGCUGGUGGAGGAGACUGAGAGGGCGGAAGAUGUAUCAAAACAGCGAGAUAGAAGAAGAAGAAGGAGGAGGAGGAGGAAAGAGACUGGACAGCGUAAGAGAGAAUCAGGUUGAAGGAAGCAGCAGCAGUGGAACAGUGUCUAUGAAUGGGGAAGCCAGCGUCUACAUUGGAGUUGGAAAGGGAGAGUCAAGCAUGGAGGCAUUGCGUUGGACACUUGGCCACUUCACGCCCACUUCCAACACCUUUAUCUUCCUCAUCCAUGUCUUCCCUGAGACUCACUUCAUCCCUUACCCCUUGGGGAGGCUUCCUAGGGAGCAAGCCAGUCAAGAACAACUUGAAAGUUUUAUGUCUCAGGAAAAGGCAAAGAGGAGAUCUCUCCUGCACAAGUUCCUUGACGUCUGUUCUGCUUCUAAGGUGGAUGUGGAGACCAUACUGGUCGAGAGUGACUCCGUCGCUAAGGCAAUACAAGAUCUCAUUCCCAUUCUCAAUAUAAGAAAGCUUGUUCUCGGGAUCAACAAAUCUAACGCGAGGAAACUGAGGUCGAGAAGAGGAAGCAGUGUUCCCGAGCAGAUACUGAGGAGCUCUGCAGCAGAGACCUGCGAGGUCAAAGUCAUAUGCGAAGGAAACGAAAUGAAAAUCGAUGGAACUAUGAUACAGUCGCCGACCAAAAGCCCCGGCAGCCGUGACUCCAAGUCGGAUCUGUCCGGAAAGAAAGAUCAAGUCGGUGAACCCUUUGCUUGCAUUUGCUUCAGAAAUAAAGCCCAAGAAUAAACAACUGAUUUGAGUGUCGGCUUUUAAGUUUGCAUGUAACUGUGGUCGGGAGAUGUACACGAUGACUGUUGAACGACA
Messenger RNA from Tarenaya hassleriana, 1499 nucleotides. RefSeq names its product U-box domain-containing protein 36. The record is from RefSeq and is a predicted model, not a curated record. Lineage: Eukaryota; Viridiplantae; Streptophyta; Magnoliopsida; Brassicales; Cleomaceae. Bases 681 to 1421 code for a protein of 246 amino acids. The transcript has 4 exons.